CUAAACAAAAGGAAAAACGAAGAAAAAGAAACGCUGGUAGCGCUCUCCCCGAACACACCCUAUGUGUAUAAUGUGAAUUAUCCUUAAAAUACAUGUGAUCUAACCCUUAUUGCAAAACGUUGGUAUUACCGAAUGCGACACAUGCUGUGUGCCGGUUUUGUAUGCAGGUUAUAUAGCCUUGAAUUGCGCGGUACUAAUAUUAGUUUUGAUGAAAAUAUUUCAUUAUUUUUGGUAUUUUUAGCUUUUUACUUUAGCCAAACUAUGUUUUCUUUACUCAAAUUGAAACAUACUAAAACAUUAAUAGUUGUGAAAUCUACUAGUCUAAUUAAAAAGAAAAAAGAUUAUUUGAUAAAAUUAGACAAUGGAAACGAUGGGUUGGAAUAUUUCUUUGUAAAUCGGUUAUUUUCAGAUGAAAGACACACUCUUAUAGAAAUAAAAAAGAACAUAGAUACCAACUCACCAAAAAUUCUAAUAAAGGAUGUUAACAAAGGGUCAAGUGACCAAUGUGAAAAUAAUGAAACUACUGGUAAUGAGCCAAUUAAUAUAACAAAUAAUGACAAAUGUGCUUCCAAUGCAGACACAAUAAAUCAAUUUCAUAUUCAACAUGAGGAAUCAAAUACUAUAGUAAACUCAUAUUUAGAUUUGGAUGUGAAGUCCGAUUUUCACAAUGAUAAAUUACAGAGCAAUGUUAUAACUAAUAAAAAUUUACAAAGUCAUACAUUAGAUAAAACUAAAUCUUCUAAAACCUAUCCUCGAAUUAUAGAAGACAAGAAAUGCAAAAUAAAUAUGACUAUUUUAUCAAAAAGUAGUGACACAACAGCAAAUAGUUCAUUACUAGCUGAAAAUAAAUCCACGUUUACAUCUAUCACUGAAAAUACUGAACUGGACAGCACUAUAGUACCAUUUUGUGAUUUAAACGGAGUUAAGAAUUCUUCUAUAAACAACGAUAUAAAUAACAAUGACAAUAAAUUAUAUUGCAGUAACUCACAAAUUGAAAAUGUCUCGCAAAAUACAGACAAGAUUAGAGAAGAAUAA
Molecule: messenger RNA, 1035 nt
Organism: Nylanderia fulva
Lineage: Eukaryota; Metazoa; Arthropoda; Insecta; Hymenoptera; Formicidae
Source: RefSeq, a predicted model, not a curated record